GGAGUGACCUACUACUAUAUGCGUACUAAUUCAAUUAUCAAGCAAUUAUUCGCAACAAUAUUUGAUAAAGAAAAUAUUAUGUGAUCUCAAUUAAGUCAAAUUGGACUGCGGUUUGGAACUAAUUCCCAGACCAGACGAGCAUGCAACGCAAUCACCCGCGUCACUCACCAAAACCAACUUAUAUCUUAAAAUCAAAAUCAACUCUACAAAACUGACUUAUAAUCGUCUAUCUCUGAUUAAUACAUAUCCGGUGUAUAGAUAUAAAUGAUAGUAGAUGGUUCUAAUGACGGAAACUUGAUAACAGAUGAUCAACCGAUCUCAAAGAGGCUUAACUCUGAUACUAUUUUAGGAGUUGGACUUAACUCAACCCCGAUACCAGCUUGUGAUGAUUGCGUACAAAUAAAUAAAAAGAAGCUGCCAUCACUUUCCUCUUUUAGUUUCACUAUAAAUAAAACACUUCAAAGUUCAAACACUUCAACUUCAUAAUUUAAUCAAUUGUAAUAGACUAGUAUCACUUAAUCAACUAAAAAUGGCUGGUGUUGUUGAAUCUGAUCCUAUUCCACUUAUCACUCCCUACCAAAUGGGAAAAUUCAGCCUAGCUCAUAGAGUUGUUUUGGCACCUUUGACUAGACAGAGAUCCUAUGGCAACGUUCCUCAACCACAUGCUAUCCUCUAUUACUCUCAGAGAGCCACCGGUUCUAACGGUGGUCUUCUCAUAACUGAAGCUACCGGUGUCUCUGAUACAGCUCAAGGGUAUCCAGACACACCGGGUAUUUGGACUAAAGAGCACGUUGAGGCGUGGAAACCCAUUGUGGAUGCUGUUCAUGCUAAAGGUGCUACUUUCUUCUGUCAGAUUUGGCAUGUUGGAAGAGUUUCUGAUUCUGUGUAUCAGCCAAAUGGACAAGCACCGAUAUCUUCUACAGACAAGCCACUCACACCACAAAUUCGAAGUAAUGGUAUUGAUGUAGCAAAAUUCACACCACCAAGGCGGUUAAGGACUGAUGAAAUUCCUAACCUUGUUAAUGACUUCAGACUUGCAGCAAGAAAUGCCAUUGAAGCUGGAUUUGAUGGGGUUGAAAUCCACGGAGCUCAUGGCUAUAUACUUGAACAAUUCAUGAAAGAUAAAGUGAAUGAUAGAACAGAUGAAUAUGGUGGAUCCCUUGAGAACCGUUGCCGAUUUCCUUUGGAAGUUGUUGAAGCUGUUUCCAAUGAGAUAGGAGCAGAAAGAGUUGGAAUUAGAUUAUCACCUUUUGCAGAAUAUGCAGAAUGUGGAGACUCCAAUCCAAAAGAAUUGGGACUUUAUAUGGUUAAUGCCCUCAAUAAAUACAAUAUUCUUUACUGUCACAUGGUGGAACCAAGAAUGAAAACUGUUAAUGAAAAAACUGAAUGCCCUCACAGCCUAGUGCCAAUGAGAAAGGCCUUCAAUGGCACUUUCCUAGUUGCAGGAGGUUACGACCGACAUGAUGGGAACAAUGCCAUAGCCGAAAACAGGGCAGACCUUGUUGUUUAUGGUCGUUUGUUCUUAGCAAAUCCAGAUUUACCAAAGAGAUUCGCACUGGAUGCUCCUCUAAACAAAUAUCACAGGGAGACAUUCUACGUUUCUGAUCCGGUUCUUGGUUAUACUGACUACCCUUUCUUGGAGGAUGAAACCAAUGUUGUAGCUUCCGAUUAAGGGUGGAACCUCCUCACUUAAUAAUAAGUUAUUUAUCCUUUGCAAACUGUUUUCUGCUAUUGUGUUUGUCGGUGAAUGCCAACAAGAAGUGUAUGACAGUAUCCACAUUUAGUGUGUAUUAGCUCCCGUGAAGGGAACUUGUAGGAUAAAAAAUUGGUCACUGAAAUAAGAAUUUUGAUGCUUAUAUAUUUAGUCUUCUCAGUUCUCAUACUUCUCUGCUACAACACAUAAUGUAAAGCCAGUGAAGUAUACCAGAUUUUUUAAUGCUAUAUACAAGCUUUGGAUCUUUGAGAUAAUAAGAUGAUUAAUUUUAGCAC
This is a messenger RNA of Trifolium pratense (red clover), 1989 nucleotides long. RefSeq names its product putative 12-oxophytodienoate reductase 11. NCBI's taxonomy places the organism in Eukaryota, Viridiplantae, Streptophyta, Magnoliopsida, Fabales, Fabaceae. Gene Ontology annotation, molecular function: oxidoreductase activity; FMN binding. The record is from RefSeq and is a predicted model, not a curated record. The coding region runs from base 530 to 1672 and encodes 380 amino acids. The transcript has 5 exons.